Molecule: messenger RNA, 2761 nt
Organism: Zootoca vivipara (common lizard)
Lineage: Eukaryota; Metazoa; Chordata; Lepidosauria; Squamata; Lacertidae
Product: serpin B6
Biological process (GO): negative regulation of endopeptidase activity
Cellular component (GO): cytoplasm
Molecular function (GO): serine-type endopeptidase inhibitor activity
Source: RefSeq, a predicted model, not a curated record
UAAGGCUUUAAUAGUCCUGUUUUUGAGGCUAGAAUUGUGCAGUGGGGAGGGACAACAGGCUCUCAAGUGAUGCUUUGCCUCCCUCUAUUUAUUUUUAUGUCCCUGUCAUGAAAACAUGUACAUUUCUAUCAUGGGUACUGGUAGAGCAUUGUGGGAAAUGUAGGGCCUGAUGGGACUCUGGCCCUGGAGGGAAAUCUAUGGGAAUCUUAACUUUUGAACCCUGGGAAAGAGUCUGCUUUAGUCCUUUGAUUUAGUGUGAAAAGCCACAACCUUGCAGCUAUAGGAUCUUAAAUUCCUGUGAUAAGCAAUAAGGGAGUAAAACCUUCUCCGGUGUGUCUGAACCCAGGAAGUUAAUUGCCCUCUUGGAUGACUAAUGGGUAAACAAGGAACAUCUGUGAAACCUCAAUAAUAGAGGGAUGGGGCUAAUGUCAGUUAAUCUCUUGAUUGGUCAGUUUGAAUGAAAAUCAACCUUGAUUGGAUAAUUAGUUACAAUCCCCACGUGGAGCUAAGGUGUGCCUCAAGGCAUCUAAAGGAUUUAAACCCCAGGGAGAAAGGGGUUCUUCGUUCAACAACAUGAAGGGGAAAGUCUGUUUGUGUUAGUUGUUCCACAAGCUUGAGAACUGCUCAAGGCUGAUCGCUGUAGUCUGCCGGAGGGAGAGACUCAGCGUGGAUUCUACUCUUCUAAGUUAUAAGACAUGGACCGCCUCACUGCAGCCAACAGUGCCUUUGCCCUCAAUCUGUUCAAGAAGCUAAGUCAAAAUGAUAAUACAGCAAACGUGUUUUUUUCUCCUUUGAGCAUUUCUUCUGCUUUGACGAUGGUCUCUCUGGGUGCGGCAGGGAAUACUGCAACCCAAAUGGCAAAGGUGCUGUCUGUGACCAACGACGUCGAGUUUCACCAGGGAUACGAGAAACUUAUUUCUGAAAUCAACAAGCCAGGCACCAAGUACUUGCUUAGGCUAGCCAACAGGCUAUUUGGAGAAACAUCCUAUGAGUUUAUUUCAUCAUUUGUAGACUCCAGCCAGAAAUUCUAUCAAGCAGGUCUAGAGAAACUAGACUUCAUUAAAGCAUCAGAGGAUUCCAGGAAAUAUAUAAACAAUUGGGUGGAAGAACAGACAGCAAGUAAAAUUCAAAAUCUGCUCGCCCCAGGAAUAAUUGGCUCCCUUACAAGGCUGGUCUUGGUGAAUGCUAUCUAUUUCAAGGGAAACUGGGCAAAUCAGUUCCGCAAAGAUCACACAGAAGAAAAGCCGUUCAAAAUUAGCAAGAAUGAAAGCAAACCGGUGCAGAUGAUGUUCAAGAAGGCUAAAUUCAACAUGACCUACAUAUCACAACUUCGCACCAAAAUUCUUGAGAUUCCUUAUGUUGAUAACGAGCUCAGCAUGAUCAUCUUGCUUCCUGAUGAGAUUGCAGAUAAUUCUACAGGCCUGGAAAAGUUGGAGAGAGAAAUGACCUCUGAGAAACUCAAGGACUGGCUUAACCCUGAGAUGAUGGACCUAACUGAAGUUGAGCUGUCUCUACCCAAAUUUAAACUGGAGGAAAAAUACGACCUGAAGCCUGUUCUGAUCAGCCUGGGAAUGGCUGAGGCGUUUGACCCAAGCAAGGCAGAUUUCUCCAGGAUGUCUUCCAACAAUGACUUGGUUUUGUCUGAGGUUGUUCACAAAUCCUUCGUAGAGGUAAACGAAGAGGGAACAGAGGCUGCUGCUGCUACUGCUGCUGUUAUGAAUAUGCGGUGCGCUAGGUUUGUGCCGUGCGUCACAGCCGACCAUCCCUUUCUCUUCCUCAUUCGGCACAACAAAACACAAAGCAUUCUCUUCUAUGGUAGGUUUUGCUCUCCCUGAACAAUGGGUGUCCUGUAUGUGCAGCACAAACAUUCCCCGCUGCAGCCUGCUGGCAGUAUAUCAAGUUUUCGAUUUCUAAUCCUAUUAUUUCAAAGUCACAUUGUCUAAUCCCAAGUCUUCACUACUGUGCCUCUGCUUGUAACAGCUUUUCCCAACACUAUUCAUAUUUGUUUGACAGUUGUGCAUAAGGGGAUCACAUCUUAAAAUGGGCCAACUGAGAACUUCCUUAAACCCUACUCCGAAUGCACAUUGAUGCUUUGUGCGUGCCUUAUUUAGAAUAGGAGGCACUUGUAUCACAGACCAUUAGCAAUAUGGGUGAAGAUGAAGCAGAUUUUAUUAAUUGCACACCUCUUCAUCUUUUGCAUGCUCUUAAUAAAAACAUAGAGGGCUCGUUUUUUUACCAGGCAGCUUUGCUGCAAGUGCGAAAAUCUGUGAGGUCCAUUUUGUUCUUGACCUUUAUUUUCACAGGAUACUUCGGGGUGGGGUGGGGGAGGUGGUUUUGUUCUUAUAGAGGUAUUAGCAACCACCAAAAACAGCUUCUAUCAAAGGAGAUCCUACCAUAUAACCUCAUGUGCACUUGAUAAACAAACACAAUUGUUUAGAACCAGUUUCUGGCGUUUACACCAGCAUAUAAAUGUAAGAUCUUGGUAACCAAAGUGAAAAUGAAGAGCCUUAUUUAGUUAUUGCAGCGCAGAAAAUGUGCAAUGAUUUCUACAACACACAGAAAAUUUUGGCCUUGCGAAGAAUGCAGUACGUGAGCAGAAGUAUGAAUCUGAUGUUCGGUCUAUACAGUGUAUUCUUUGAUGUUACAUGCAAAAAAAGUAGUCACAGAAUUUUGACUUCGCAACCUGUAAGUCACAUUUAUGUAUGGAUGGAUUCAUGUAUUACUGGAUUUAAAAUAAAAAUGAAAUUGUUUUGUGUUCUGA